AAGACAAACUGCUCUCCUCAUGUUUACACCUUCGUGCUGUCGGUCCCUGGCUGCACCAUGAGCAAGUCCGGCACGCUGAAGGGUUUAUUCAAACAAAAAUCCACCGAGAAGGAGAACAAGGAGCUGAAACGCUCCGCGACCAUCCACCGGGAUGAUCCGAGCUCUCUGCGACUCCACGACCCGGGCCCCGUCAGCCCCGGAGACGGCAGGACGCCUCCCCUGGAUGGGGUCCUUAGUUCCCCGAAAGAAAAGAAACCAAAGCGGUUCUUGUCUCUGAGGCUCAAGAAGAAAAAGCGAAAGGAUGAAGGGGGAGAAGCGUUCGAGGAACUGGACAGUUUCAGCAGCCGCAUGAGCUACGACCAGAGGAGCAUUUCCACAGAUAUUGGGCCGGGAUCCGAGUGUGACCCUCAUUCUGAGUACUCCUCUCUGUACAACUUGGAUAUGAACGCUCCGUCCAGCCCCAUGUCCCCCUCCAAACUCAAGGGGGAAAAGAAGGGCGUCCUUGGUCGGUUCACCAGCUUUUUCCAGAGAAGAAAGAGCAGCAGCAGCCAGCAACAGUCAAACACCUCCACAAAUUCGAGCACACCAACUUCUCCUGUGUCUCCCCGUUUCCCUGUAUCCCACGAAGAAGAUGGGUUAAAGCCUCAAACAGAGUCACAUGAUGCAUCCCCUAGAACUGAGCUUGAUGACUCCCUCAGUCAAAGCUCCAGUCCCAGUGUGGCCUCUCUGAUUGUGGAUGGGACAGACUUCCCGUUCGCAGACAGCGGCAGCAGCAGCAGGAGCAGCGUGAGGGAGGUGCGUGUGUCCACCGUCAGCGGUGCUUUAGCGCAGAAGAAUUCUGGGAAUGUGACGCCCACCAGUGCAAAGCUUCCAUCUGCCGCUUGUCCAAACUCAGACACAGAUUUAGGCUUUGCAGAAUCAGUGGUGGAAGAAGUUAGCAAGAGAUUGCAUGUUAAUUUGGACAACAUCCAGAACUCCAGUGAGGAGAACGUUGUCACCCCUACCACACCAAUGUCAGUUAAAUCCCCACUUUCCUUGACGCUGGACACCCCAAAGUCUCCCAACUUAACCUCCAUAUGUUUGGCAUCAAAGAAAACCGUGGUGAAAGUUGGAGAGAAAGGCCACAGCACUGUGUUAAAAGGAAUAACUUUAAGCUCUCAGUCAUCCGUAUCACACAGCACCAGCAAUCAGCAAGAAAAAAAUGACCCAGAUGCACAGAGGAGAAGAUCCGAAGUCAGGAUACCUUCCAGCAGUUUGUCUGAGAAAACUGCAGCUGCGACAUGGACCCCUGUGCCUGAGAGAGAGCAAACAGCCGAAAGGGAUUCUCCUGUCCUGCUCCAUAAAGCUAUCUGGGUGGAAACAUACCUGGGAGAUGAGACGGAGGAGGAGGAGGGAGAGGAGGAUGUAAUGAAACAGGAGGAGGAGGGCCUUAGGGUGGACUCACCUCCUGUGCUGGCCAUACCUGUCAGAGUAAUACCUGAGGAUGAGGUGGUAACACAGAAGGAAACCCCACCUGCCCCUUUGGAGAGUUUGCUAUCCGGUGGCAGCUUGCCAGAGUCCGACAUCACCACGGGAGCGACUUCAGAGGAGAUUCAAACAUUCCCGCAGGAGCCGGGAGAGCCCGACACUAGAACGAUCCCAGAACCUGAGUCACUGGGAGAAAUCCGCUCGACUCGCAAGACCGUGAGUCUGCCGUCAACCAAGGUUUUUGCCCAGAAAGUAAUUAUUGAGCCAGAGCUGAGUUUGGAGGACAACGACAAAGAUUUAACUACUGAUACGUCCAGGACAGCAGAGCUAAAGGGAUUGACGAGCUUCCAACAAGACAAUGAAACUGAAAUCAAAGAUAACAAAACCAAAGCACCAAGAACUACAGAUGAGCCCUCACUGUUCAACACUAAAUAUACUACUGAAUCCAUAGUUAAAGAAGAAACUCAGACCCCUACUUCCGGAGUUACUAUUACAGCUUCAGACAUGAGCAAACCCAAGUUAAAAGAUGAAGACAUUGGAAUAAAAGCUCAAAGUAGUCACAUAGCUGCUGCUAAGCAAGGAAUUAAAGGAGCAGUAGACAACUUGCAUGCUUCCACAGGAAGUGGAACAAAUACCUCUUCAUCUGUUGUUGGACUUAAGAUGAGGACUGUUCCAAGAAAGACCACAGCAAGCACAAAAACAGAAGGCUCCAGUGAUCAUCCUUCACUUAAGGAGCGUAGCACUGAGAAACGUGUUUCUGCACUUCCAGUGUUAAAAGAUCAAAGUGGUGUUAGUCACCCAAAGCCUAAAACUCUGAAAGUUUCAACAUCAGAAACUGAUGCGAAAUCUCCAGAAGCAUCUGAUAAAAUAUCAGAACCUGAUGUCUUUGGGUCAGCAGUCGUUUCCAAACUUCCAAAGCAAACUAGACCUAAAGAACCUGUCAAGUCUCCAACCAAAUCAGUCAGAAAACCAAGCUUUGAAGAAACCAAAAAUGUGAGAGCCACAUCAGGAAAUAUUUCACCUACAAAAUCUGUGUAUAGAACAGGGAUAAAGCUGAACAAGGAAAAGUCAGAGGAGGAGUAUGCAGACUUUGUCAAUGGAAUGGAGCUUGAGCAAAGAACCGGUAAAAAGGUGAGCCAUCCUGACAGGGACGCUCUGCAGCAGAACCAACAACAGAGUAGUUCCUUCCUGGCAUCAAAAAGUAAGUUGCCAGUUUCAUCUCCAACAAGAAAAACAAAUAUCAGUAUCACACCGACAAGCAGCCACAGCUUUAAAAAAGUAUUGCCUGGUCAGACUAACUCAGACAAAGGUGAAGCAGUCCAGAAACAGAUGCCAGAAGAGCAAGAGGUAACUCCCAUCGAUGAGAAGCCUGAAAAUGAAACACUGAUGCCGCAGCCUGGAAGUCCAAAGAAAGGAACAGGAAGUAUGCCACCACUGAAACCAUCCAAACCCCUCUCUAAAAGAAGCAUGAGUCAUGAAGAGAAUGACACAGCAGGUCUUUCUUCUUCUCCCACUAAGCAAGAGAAAAACGUGUUCGCAAGGCUCACCAAGCCAAACGAAAACAUCAGACAGCAUGGGAAAUUUCCUGUGAAGGAGCUAACUGAGACUUCAUCCUCCGGGAGCAAGCUUCCCACAAGAAAUCCGAGAAUCCCCAACAAAUUAAAGCCCAAAAUCCAACAACUCUCAUCAAAAUAUGAGAAUUCAAAUCUCAGCACAGUUAAAGACUCAACUGUGAAUGAUAAAGAAACUGUCACAAUAGAUACUAAGAAGGACAGUGACUGUAAGUCUGCAGAGGAACACAUUAAAAUGGCAGAAAAACAAACUAAAACCCCUCAAACUACUCUGGAAGGAGAUGUUAAAGGUGGAGAGAUUUUAUCUCAUUUAUCUAUUACAGGCGAAACACAGAUGAUUGUACACCCAGUAAAAAUUGUAGACAAAGAAAUGCCAGCUAAGUCACUGGUUGCUGGUGGUAAUAAUGCAGAAACUGAGGAAAGAAAUCUGGAAGCCAAAGAACCAAAACCAGAAAAUCAAAAAGACAACAGACAUAGGCAAAAAACACUCUCAUCAUUUAAAACGUUCUCCACAGUUAAAGCCAAAGAUGUGUCAGAGGAGCUGCCAAGUAAGACUAAAUUUAAAUUUACCAAAGAAAAAAACUCUGCAGUUCAGGUUUUUGACAUUAAACCAACUCCUAAGGAUGUAACCAACAAGUCAGUCAAACCUGAGCUGGAUGAAGGCAUUCAUUAUGACCCAUCAACAGAAACUGGUCAGGAGGAAGUUAUGUCUACAUCAGAAAAUAGAAAGAAUAUCCCUGCUGAACUUGUCUCAGACUCACAGAGUCUCGCUGUAGGAUCAGAUGUUGUGAGCUCACUGGACUAUUUGGAGGAUUCAACUAAAGCUAUAAAUAACAGAGUAUCCCAAACAUUAACUGUGGAAGCAGCACAAGGUUUUGAUGUAGGGGAGAAAAAUAAGGAGGAGGUUGGCUGGAAACCAGCUGAGGCUUUGGAUGCAGAAACAGAGACUGUGACUGUUUGCCAAUUGCCCAAGAAUUUUGAAAAACAGUUAAACAAAGAGGCUCUUUUAGGCAAAUCUGGAAGCAAGGAAAAAGACUCAAAGCCAGAUGAAAUGCUUAAUCACACUGCAGCAGAAAGCUUUGAGUCACAAAACACUUGUAAAGAGAAGCUCAAAGAAAGACCUGUGGACUUUGCAGGGAGAAGAAUUACGAGUUCAGGGAAAGCAGGCCAUCUCUCAACAGAAGAGGAAAGCUUGCAGCCUAAGGCUACAAAGAACCAACAGGCAGUAGUUACACAUGUCCUGAAAGGAAAGAGAACCAAGAGCGAGGAAACACAGAGCACAAUAGUUGAAUCUACAGCAAGUAUGAUUGACACAAAACAACAGAACUUACAUGAAACUUCACAAAGCGACUCUAUGAAUACAGAGAGACCAAAGCCUCAAAAUAUUGAACCACUAGGGAAAAAUGAAAAGGAAGCCAAGGAGCUAAUAACCAAAAGUAAAAAGAUGAAAGAUGACUCCAGAAAUCUAAUAGGAAAAAAUUAUGAUAUUGUAAAGGAAAAACCAAGUCCUGGAAUGUCAACAACUAACAGCGAAGUGCUGGAGGCUGAAUCUGGAGACGGCUCCAAAGAAAAAGAGGAGAUCGUACUUAAAAACCUAACUAUGAAUAAAACAACAGAACAAAAUGCUCAGACAUUAACUAAUUCUAAAACUGGAGAAGAAGGUGGAAAUAUAACAAAACAAGGCAUAUAUGAAAAUCAUAUAUCAGAUAAUGGACAAAAGGUUGCAAAAACUGAAGAAGAAAAGACAAAGGAGACUCAAGCUGUAAAACUAUCAUUAGUGAGCACUCACGUUGAAGACAGUAAUGUAAAACCUGAAGUUGAAAUCUCAGAGAGCUUUGGGAAUGAAAUUGUAACAGCUAACAGUGAGGAUACAAAACAAAAGCUUCAGACAACCAAAACUGUUCUUGAAAAAUUGACUAACAACCAACAGGGUCAAGUGGUGAUAGCAACUGGUAAUCAUGAUGGAGUAUCAUCAGAAUCUGAACAUCUGAAAUCUGAAAUUACUGAUUCAUUGUUGCAAAGUUUGUCAAAUGAGGCAGAUACUCCAGGACAUAUUAGUAAAGAUAGCAACCAACGGGUCCAGAAAGUGUUAACUGUUGGUGGCCAGGAUGGAGUAUCUUCAGAAUCUGAACAACUAAAGUCUGAAAAAAGUACUUCCUCAAUGCAAAUUAUUGUAAAUGAGACAGCAUCUCCAGAUCGUUCCAGUGAAGUUAGCAACAAACAGGUCCAAAAGCCAAUAACUGUUGGUGACUACAAAGGGAAGUCAACGGAAUCUGAAUUUAUAAAAUCUGAAAUCAGGGUUUCAUCAUUGCAAAGUCUGACAAAUGAAACAGAAGAUCUGGAUCAGGCAAACAAAAUUAUCAAUCAACGGCACCAGGCAACAAAUACUGCUGGAGAACAAGAUGGAAUAUCAACAGAGAUUGAAGGUCCAAAAUCUGCCAGAAGUGAGACGCCAAGAACAGAAGCACCUGAGGUCACAACAGGAAACCAUACUGAACACAUACCAAUACCAGGCUCUGAAGGAGAUAGAGGUGACUCUGCAACAAAAAAUACUUUGACAGAAUGUUUGGUGAAUGAGUUAGAAACUGCUAAUAUAAGAAAUGACCCUGGAAGCCUCCAAGAGUUCAGCCCAAUAAGUGAUAGAGACGAAGGCGCAGAUGAAUUAAAACAAGCUGAAAAUGAAUUGGGGGGAUCUGAACAUUCGAGUCACAAAUCAGAAAAACAACCAGAUACCGAUGCUAAAGUUCAGGAUAGAAAUGACACCCAAGAUGCUUACUCUGAUUGCAGUACCACUGCAUUUGGAGAUUUGGUGAAUGAAACAGCAGAGGUUCAGAAGUCAAACACUGGUGUGAUUCAAGAAAAUGAAAUCAAAAUAUCACAUCAAGAAUCUAAAUACUUAGACAUAAACGUCAAGUUAAGACCAGAAAUGUUGGAAGACAAAGCUUCAGAAGAGAAAAGAGAAAUUCAAAUCCAAGAUGUUAAACUUACAACCACCAUGGGUCAAAGUGCUAAAGAAUCUAAAGACAAGACUACAAGUAAGGACCAAUCAAAUGACAGUUUAGUAAAUGAAUCAGUUAAUGAAAAUGUCACCAGCAAACUUGAAGUCAAGAAAGACACAAAGUCCACUGUCUCUGGUGACUCAAAUGAAAGUUUAACAAUAUCCGAUCAAGAAAAGUUAACAGGGUCUGCGUCAGAGACAUUAAAAAAGGAAGUUCAAGAGAAGAAACUACAAAACUAUGGCAUGGAUGCAACCCGUGAUCCUGACAAUCUACUCUCUUAUAAUGAUAGGAAAGAAAAAACAGAACUUCUUCAGGAUUUAUCUUCUGAAAGUUUGUCGAGUGAAACAGUACCUUUGAAAGACAUCAGUGAAGUUGUCAAUAUAGAAGUCCAAAGAUCCAAAACUACUAGAGAAAAAGGUGAAGAUUUACCAAACCUAGAUCAAAAAUCCAAAGAUUCAAAUUCUGUAACAACUGUAGUUGGCACAAAGGAAACCGGGAUGGAGCACAGCAUCCAGGAUCAUAGCACUGAAGAUCCUAAAGAUGACUGUGGAGCUAAAGUUAAGGAACCACUGCUAGUAGCUACAGAGCAGAUGCAGAAGCCAUCAACUAAUACAGAUCAAAAUAGUUGUACAACACCAGGUCAAGACAAGUCAGCACAAUCUGCCACAAAUGCAGACCUAAAAGAAAAACUGGAGUCAGUAAUACCAGCAGAGUCAAAGACCGAAAUUCAAGAGCUGAAUGCCAGAAGUGACAGAGUUCAGAUUCAUGACCAUUCUAAAGAAAAAACUGCACCAAUUGACCCAUCAGUUGAUAAGGCAAAGAACAUUGAAAUUCACAAAGCAGACACUCAAAAAGAACAAAGUAUCUCAUCUAACAGAGAUGGCAAAGUUGAGAUUAAAUCAGACAUACAUUCCAAUGUUUCUGAUGAUACCGUUUCAAGAGACCUUCAGAAGAAGACACCAAUGGUUUUAGGAAAUACAGAUAACCUGACUGCUGCCAAAAAAGAACAGGAUGCAAACGUCACUGCUGUGGUUCAAAAUAUACCAAACACAAGUGUUUGCACAGUCCAAAAGAAAGCGUCUUCCAUUGGUUCAGUUCAAUUAUCACUUAGGAAUGAUGCUCUGAAGACUGAUGAGGUCUUUGAAGAAAGUAUUCAAAAACCUGAAUCAACUGCAGAGAGGUUCACUGCAGGUCGUGGUUUGAAACACGAGGCACACAAAAUUUCAAAAAAAGCAACGACUCAACUCUUCGAUUUUGACAAGGAUAAGCUUCCAGGGAAACCGAUUCCACCCAAACUGACUCCAUCCGCCUGGUUGGACGUGGAAGACCGUCACAAAAAGAAAAAGGGACGUAGAAGAAAUGAAGAUAAAACAGCUAGUGAUGAUGACUUACUUGAGCCAGAGGAAAUUGAUUAUUUUCUCAGCAGUGUCAGAGAAGGAGGAAUACCCUUUUCACUGCCUCGAAAGAAACAUAUUCGUAAAAAACUCCAGUGCCCACCUUUUGCUAUGCCAGCCAUCAGGGAGGACCGCUUUGAGCGGACAUUUGAUCCAGAGGAAUUUCAGUUUGGCUUAAGAAAAAAUGAGAGACGCAUGGACCUUUCUCCAGCUAUGGUAAUCAAACAAAAAAAUGCUGACAGGAAUGGCAGAAGUACUGAUUCUCAAGAGAGCGGCACCUCAGCAGAUAAACUAACAACUCAUAAGGUUGAAGGACAGGACAAGGCCAAAGAGGAGGCUCAAGUCAAAGAGGGAAAACCAGAGGGGCAAAACAAUGAGCCGGGGAAGAUGACGUCAAGACUCGAGAGGAUGUCCAUCCUCACAGACUUGCUUAGCUCCCCUCGGAACUCCAGGAAGUCAAGAACUGAAGCUUCCUCUGCCUCAAACAGCACAGUCCCGUCUAACCAGCAGCAAGACGUUGGACCGCAGGGAGUUACUGCCUUGCCUCUGCCUGUUCCCCCUGCUGAUAACAGGGGCGUGAAAGGUGCAGAUCAAAGCUUGAUUUCAGAAGGUGCAAUUGUUGCUGUUAGUGAGUCAGCAUGUAGCUCCUCCUCCUCUGUUCCUCCUCUGCCGGCGCUCUCUGAGAUGAACCUGCCUGAUCAUUUAGAGAAACAGCUGAAGAAAGACACACCAGAGCUAGAGGCCUCCAUGGACUUUACACAGACAACUGACCUAACCCUUCCUGCUAUGGAGCAGUUGUCAAUUACAAACAUAUCCAUUGUGGAUGGGGGCCCGGAGAAUCCUACAGUACUGCCUUCUACAACAAACUACAAUCAUGAGAUAUCUCAAAAUGGACUUCGUACAACUAAAAUCAAGAAACCUGUGGUUAGAGGACACCACAGAAGACCUGGAAAGAUAGUCAUACACGAGCAUGCUCAGUUUGGUGGGGAGGCAUUUGAAGUCUAUGGUGAUGUAGAAGAUUCCACCUCGAUGAAACUGUCUCCUGUGAUAUCGAUCAAAGUCAUCAGAGGAUGCUGGCUUCUCUAUGAAAAGCCUGGCUUUCAGGGUCGUAUCCUUGCCCUGGAAGAGGGUCCCAUGGACCAGCUAGUGAACAUGUGGGCAGAGGAGGGAACUCCAGAGACGCUAAAUGAAUUGGGUCAACCUGUUCCAACAGCACCGAUGGUUGUAGGUUCCCUUCGGCUGGCAGUCAGAGAUUACAGCAUUCCCAGGAUUGACCUGUACUCAGAGGUGAACGGGUUAGGGAGGAUGUCAUCUUAUUGUGAUGACACACCAGAGCUCAGUUCCUAUGGGAUCCCACAGACCACAGGCUCCAUUAAGAUUCACUCUGGAAUCUGGUUGGUGUACACUGAUCCAGGAUUUGAUGGACUGCUUGAAGUGCUAUUGGAGGGAGAGUAUCCCCAUCCGCAGAGUUGGGGUUUCCCUGAGCCUUUCAUUGGCUCUCUCAGACCGCUCCGAAUGGGACCAAUAAGGGUGGAGCACCCAGCUGAUGUUAAGGCUCUUGUGUUUGAAAAGCCAAACUUUGAUGGGCAGUGUUUGGAGCUGGAUGGUGAUGUCUACAACUUGUUGGAGCAACAAAAAACAGAUGGGAAGAACACAACUCUUUGUUCAGUUGGCUCUAUAAAGAUCCUCGGGGGUCUCUGGGUUGGCUAUCAGGAGGCAGACUUUGAAGGCCAGCAGUACAUCCUGGAGGAGGGGCAGUAUCCUCACUGCAGUGAGUGGGGAGGAUCUGAGGACAGCCUACAGUCACUGCGGCCUGUACUUGCAGAUUUCCAGUCCCCACACCUGAAACUGUUCAGUGAUCCUAAUUUUACUGAGCGGGGGGGCCAGGUGGACUUGGUGGGUCCCGUCAUCAGCAUGGAAGAUGUUGGCCGCAGCACUAAAACCCAGUCAGUGACAGUCACAGCAGGAGUCUGGGUGGCGUUUGAACAACCUGGCUUCAGCGGAGAGCUUUAUGUCCUGGAGAAAGGCAUGUACUCAAACCCAGAGGACUGGGGAGCACAGAACUUCAAAAUUUCAUCCAUACAGCCCAUCUUCCAUGACAUGCUGAUGGGAACAACACGGUUUAAGAUCCAGUUGUACUCUGAACCAGAGUUUCAGGGAAGGCUGCUGGCUCUGGAUGACAGUACAGAUGCUCUGGAUGCUGAUUUCACACCCAAGUCAUGUAAAGUCCAGGCUGGCAGCUGGGUGGUGUAUGAGGAAGCUAAGUUCAAAGGGAACAUGUAUGUCCUGGAGCAAGGAGAGUACCCCAACACAGAGGCCAUGGGCCUCCUGUCGUCAGACUCCUUCAUUCGAUCAGUGCAGACAACUGGACAUGAGUUCUCCCUGCCCUCCAUCGUCUUGUUCAGCAAAGCGGGCUGCAGAGGACGCAGGGUCGCUUUGACGAGCGGAGCAGUAAACCUGCUGCAGACUGGCAUGGAUUCACGCAUACGCUCCCUGCUGGUGGAGGGAGGAAUGUGGGUGCUGUAUGAAGGAAACAACUACACAGGCCGACAGCUGUUUAUCCGUCCGGGUGAAGUGGGCGACUUCUGCAAGCUCAGCAACUGGCAGCGAAUAGGGUCCCUCCGUCCACUGAUGCAGAAACCGAUGUACUUCCGUCUGCGGAACAGGGAGACGGGAUGUCUGAUGACUCUGACUGGAACGCUGGACGACAUCAAACUGAUGAGGAUCCAAGCUGUGGAGGAGACGGGAGGAGAAGACCAGGUCUGGCUCUACCGAGAUGGACAAAUAUCCUGCAAGCUGAUGGAGGAAUGCUUCCUGGAGACGGCAGGUAGCGUGGUAAUGUCAGGCACACGACUCUGCAUCUCUUCAGAGCGAGGCAAAGACAACCAGCAGUGGAGCAUCACCCAGGACGGACUGGUCCGCUUCCACCUUAACCCAAAUCUUAUUGUGGAAGUCAAAGGAGGUCAUCAGUACGACAAGAACCAGAUCAUCCUGAACGACUUGGAUGAAAAGAAGUGGAUCCAGAGGUGGAUUUUAGAGAUUCUGUGAUCUGAUGAGGACCAAACAAUUAGCCGGCUGCUUUUAUGCACAUCUGUUGUGGAUAUUUUCACCUGUUCAUUCUUUUCGAGAAGGAAAAUUAUGAGCUGGUGUUUGAUGUUUAGAACGUAUGAUUUACAUAAGAAGACACCUUUAAGUUUUUGUCAAGCAUUUAGUACCAAAGACUCCACGUUUUUUCUUCAUGUUGCAAAAACUCUGCCUUGUUCUGAUGCUGCAUAAUUUAUCACCUGUGGUACUUUUCAUUGCAUGGGUCAUAAAUCUCUAAUUUUCCUGCAGAUACGAAUGUAUGUAUCUUACUUCAGGAUGUUGCAGAAGGCAUCAAUGGUUUCUUUGCAUCGAUCAAAAUGAUCUUGUAUAAAGUUUUUAUAUCUGUUUAGGACUUUUUGACACAAACUGUGCCUUGUUCAUUACACUGUACAUAAUUUGCCUCGAUUGUACAGACUGAUUUACAAUUUUAAACAAAAAUGCAAUUAGAAUAUUGCCCCCUAGUGGUUGUAAAUAUGUGAGAAAACGUUUGUCGUUACAGGCUGUUACAAUAAAAUAAAAAUGAUCUUUCACUGUU
Molecule: messenger RNA, 11050 nt
Organism: Poecilia reticulata (guppy)
Lineage: Eukaryota; Metazoa; Chordata; Actinopteri; Cyprinodontiformes; Poeciliidae
Gene: crybg1a
Product: crystallin beta-gamma domain containing 1a
Biological process (GO): visual perception; lens development in camera-type eye
Molecular function (GO): structural constituent of eye lens
Source: RefSeq, a predicted model, not a curated record